Molecule: messenger RNA, 3398 nt
Organism: Chanos chanos (milkfish)
Lineage: Eukaryota; Metazoa; Chordata; Actinopteri; Gonorynchiformes; Chanidae
Gene: erap1b
Product: endoplasmic reticulum aminopeptidase 1b
Exons: 18
Coding region: 1-2892 (963 amino acids)
Biological process (GO): peptide catabolic process; proteolysis
Cellular component (GO): membrane; cytoplasm
Molecular function (GO): zinc ion binding; metalloaminopeptidase activity; peptide binding
Source: RefSeq, a predicted model, not a curated record
AUGGUCUCUCUGACCAUGCCAAACGUCGCUCGCGUCGCGGUUUUGCUGGCAGUUCUUCAAAGUACGCUGGCUGCAGUCACUGGGGGCGAUGAACAGGGUGGCGUUUCGUUGCCCUUAGCAACCAACGGCCAACCGUUCCCCUGGAACCGAAUGAGGCUUCCAGGAACCACCGUACCGCUCCACUAUGAUCUUCUCAUCCACCCUAACCUGACGAGCCUGGACUUCACAGGGUCUGUAAAGAUCCGACUUGAGGUUAAAGAAGAUACCAGAACCAUCAUCCUUCAUAGCAAAGACCUCCUGAUAUCAAAAGCCACACUUCUGAAUCAGGUUGGGGGUCAAAAUUGGGGUCUGAAGGUUCUUGAGUAUCCAGCGUUCCAGCAACUAGCGCUUCUGUCUGAGGAUGUGUUACUGAAGAGAGGUAAUAUAUACACCAUUCAGCUGGAGUUUGCAGCCAACCUCUCUGAAAGCUUCCAUGGCUUUUACAAAAGCACCUACCGCACUGCUCAGGGAGAGGUUAGGGUUGUGGCCUCCACCCAGUUUGAGCCAACCAGUGCCCGGGCAGCCUUCCCUUGUUUUGAUGAACCUGCCUUCAAAGCCAAUUUCUCCAUUCAGAUCCGCCGAGAGGGAAGGCACAUUGCCAUUUCCAACAUGCCCAAGUUGAGGACUCUGGAGUUGCCAAACGGCUUGUUUGAAGAUCAGUUUGAUGUGACAGUGAAAAUGAGCACCUAUCUGGUAGCCUUCAUAGUGUCUGACUUUCUAUCCAUCAGUAAGAACAGCCAACAUGGAGUUAAGAUAUCAGUGUAUGCAGUGCCUGAGAAGAUUGACCAGGCUGAGUUUGCCUUAGACGCUGCUGUUCGACUGCUGGACUUCUACGAUGAUUACUUUGACAUUCCCUACCCUUUACCCAAACAGGACCUUGCCGCCAUCCCGGAUUUCCAGUCAGCUGCCAUGGAAAACUGGGGCCUGACGACUUAUCAAGAGACUGCUCUGCUCUUUGAUCCCAAAAAAUCCUCCGCUUCAGACAAACUAGGCAUCACCAUGAUCAUCGCUCAUGAGCUGGCACAUCAGUGGUUUGGUAACUUAGUAACCAUGGAGUGGUGGAAUGAUCUCUGGCUCAACGAGGGUUUUGCCAAGUUUAUGGAGUUUGUUUCAGUUAACAUCACUAAUCCCGAGCUUCAAGUGGAGGACAAUUUCUUGGGGAAAUGCUUUGAAGCUAUGGAGGUGGACUGUCUAAGCUCAUCGCAUCCUGUCUCCACCCCUGUGGAAAACCCCGCUCAGAUUCAAGAAAUGUUUGACGAUGUCUCUUAUGACAAGGGAGCAUGUAUCUUGAAUAUGCUGAGAGACUUUUUGACUCCUGAGGCUUUUAAACUGGGUAUAGUCCGAUACCUGAAACGUUACAGCUACCAGAACACGGUCAACAGCCACUUAUGGGAGAGCCUGACCAAUAUUUGCCAGUCUGAUGAUCUAGAUGAAGGCAGGCUCAAAGGCGAUGAGUUCUGUUCUAGAACUCACUCACAUUCUGGAAAUGCCAAGUGGCACUCAGAGGAUGAACUGGACGUUCGGGCGAUAAUGGAAACAUGGACACUGCAGGAGGGGUUUCCUCUCAUCACUGUAGAGGUCAAAGGUCGUGAGGUCCGUCUCAGCCAGGAACGUUACCUAAAGAGUGAUGACCCCUCACAAACGUCUGGGUUUCUGUGGCAGGUUCCAUUGACCUACAUCACCAGUGCUUCAAAGACAGUGCAUCGCUUCCUGCUCAAAACCAAAACAGACGUGCUGUACCUGUCGGAGGAAGUGGACUGGAUCAAGUUUAAUGUGGACAUGAGUGGUUAUUACAUCGUCCACUACGAGGGUUCGGGCUGGGAUCAACUCAUCACCCUCCUCCAGCACAACCACACAGCUCUCAGCAGUAAUGACCGGGCCAGCCUCAUCAACAAUGCUUUCCAAUUGGUCAGUGUCGGCAAACUCCCGCUGGACAAAGCUUUGGACCUGUCUCUGUACCUCAGCAAAGAGACGGAGAUCAUGCCGGUCACACAGGGUCUGAGUGAGCUGGUGCCUCUCUACAAACUGAUGGAGAAACGAGACAUGCAAGACCUCGACAACCAGAUGAAGGGUUACAUCGUGCAGCUGUUCCAUGAGCUGAUCGACCGCCAGUCGUGGAGUGAUGACGGUUCCGUUUCGGAGAGGAUGUUACGCAGCUACCUGCUCAUGUUCGCCUGCGUGCGGGGCCAUCCACCAUGUGUCUACACCGCCACAAAACUGUUCCAAAAGUGGAAGGAGAGUGAUGGCAACAUGAGUCUCCCCAACGAUGUUAACAUGGCUGUGUUUGCAGUCGGAGCCCGUACCCCUGAAGGUUUUGAGUUCCUGUUUGAGAAAUACAGCAAAUCGCUGUACAGUUCUCUCAAAAGCCGAAUCAAGUCUGCCUUAACCAUUAGCCCGCUAGCGGACAAGCUGAAAUGGAUGAUGGAUAAGAGUUUAGAAGGAGAGGUCAUGAAGACUCAGGAUUUGCCUUCUGUCGUAUCCUCAGUCAAUAGGAACCCUAAAGGUUACAAACACGCAUGGGAUUUCCUGAGAGCUAACUGGAACACGCUUGUUAAGAAGUUUGACCUUGGCUCACACUCCAUCUCUCACAUGGUUAUUGGAGUGACCAGUCGGUACUCCACCAGAGAGAUGCUGGAGGAGGUGAAAGGGUUCUUUGGUUCUCUCGGUAAGGAGACGGGUUCCGAGCUGCGUUGCAUCCAGCAGGCUUUGGAGAACAUCGAGGAAAACAUACGCUGGAUGGACAAGAACUUGCCCUUGCUACGGGCGUGGCUGGAUCGCAACAGUCCAAACCAGUACACUCUGAAUGACCAGUACAGCCAACAGCCCAACCCACAUCAACGGACUGAGUUAUAACGGCUGUCAGAACAUGGGCCUCCACACAUCUGCAUUUCCCUGAGUAACGGGUUUGGAAAAAAUAUUUUUGGAUUUGGAUAUGGAAUGACAUAAUCUCACAAAACCUAGCGGUUAAGAUUUGGUCUACAGAACAGACCAAAAUGGGGAAGUUAGUAUACGUGACAGAUUUGAUCUGUUCUGUAGUCUAACUGGUUUGUUCAUUAGGUUGGACUUUGGCUGUAGAAGUGGGUAUUUUUGGUGCACUGGAUGUAUAUAGGUUUUGUGUUGGGUGUAUUUUUUGUUGUUGUUGUUUUUGUUGACACGAGAUUGACUAAUCCUCCUCAGAGAGACCCGUACUUUCAUAGGAUUUUCCCCCAGCCUUAUAUAAACACACCCGGUCCAGUUAAACCAGGCCUUUGGUAGACUAUGAGUAUUAGGUGGAUUAGAUUCGAGUUCGGACGCAGUCUUGAGGGAGGGUGGGAACUCCCCUGAGAGAGGACAGGCUGACCCUGGUGUUACCAUUUGCC